This is a messenger RNA of Catharus ustulatus (Swainson's thrush), 1377 nucleotides long. RefSeq names its product cystathionine gamma-lyase-like. Lineage: Eukaryota; Metazoa; Chordata; Aves; Passeriformes; Turdidae. The transcript has 11 exons. Gene Ontology annotation, molecular function: pyridoxal phosphate binding; cystathionine gamma-lyase activity. Bases 27 to 1289 code for a protein of 420 amino acids. Gene Ontology annotation, biological process: transsulfuration. Gene Ontology annotation, cellular component: cytoplasm. The record is from RefSeq and is a predicted model, not a curated record.
UGAGGGCCGGGCACGGAGCCAUCGCCAUGGACCAGCACAGCUGCUCUGGUUUCCUGCCGCCUUUCCCUCACUUCGCCACCCAAGCCAUCCACUACGCUCAGGAGCCCGAGCAGUGGAACUCCAGAGCUGUGGUGCCGCCCAUCACACUCUCCACCAGCUUCAAGCAGGAGGACCCCGAGGUUGAACAGCCUUACGUGUACACCCGCUAUGGGAACCCAAGCCGACACAUCCUGGAGGAGGUCGUGGGCACCCUCGAUGGAGCUGGAGGUCAACGACACCUGAUGGAUUGCUUGGCUUAUUCCUCUGGAGUGGGAGCAAUUCUGAACAUCUGUCACCUCCUGAAGUCAGGAGACAAAAUUGUCUGCACACAGGAUGUCUAUGCAGGCACAAGAGAAAUACUCAAUGAAAUGGAAAAGAAGUAUAAUUUGCAAGUGAAGUAUGUUGACUGCACAAAACCAAAAUGCCUGGAAGCUGCAAUUACACCAGAGACCAAGCUGGUUUGGCUGGAGAGCCCCUCCAACCCCACGAUGAAGGUGCUUGACAUCAGGGCCUGUGCAGAGGCAGUACAUGGAAUCAGAAAAGAUCUGCUGGUGGCAGUGGACAACAGCUUCAUGUCUCCAUAUUUCCAGCGUCCUUUAUCCCUGGGGGCUGAUAUUUCUAUGUCUUCUGGAACCAAAUACAUCAAUGGGCACAGUGAUGUUCUGAUGGGCCUGGUCUCUGUGAACAGCAAAGAACUCUAUGAGAAGCUCAAAUUCCUGCAGAAGUACCUGGGAGCUGUCCCCUCUCCCUUUGACUGUUACAUGUGCAACCGGGGGCUCAAGACUCUGCACAUCCGGAUGAAGCUGCACUUCCAGAACGGCCUGGCCGUGGCCAAGUUCCUGAAAGGUCAUCCCAGGGUGCAGCAGGUCCUGUAUCCAGGGCUGCCUUCCCACCCUCAGUACGAGGUGACACGGAAGCAGUGCACGGGCGUUUCGGGGAUGCUCAGCUUCUACAUCAAAGGGAACGAACAAACUGUCUUUGCCUUCCUCAAGAACUUGAAGGUGUUCACCGUGGGUUUCAGUCUGGGUGGCUUCGAGAGCCUGGCAUCACAUCCGGCCACCAUGAGCCACGCCUCACUGUCUGCCGAGGACAAGGAACGUCUGGGAAUCAGUGACACCCUGAUCCGCCUCUCGGUGGGGCUGGAGGACGAGCAGGAUUUGCUCCAAGACCUGGAUCAGGCCCUGAAGGCUGCGGUGAGUGGGGAGUUCCCCUCCAAAAACAAUCCCCACCCAGCCUUUCCCUCGGGCUGAGCCUGCAGCUCCUCCCACAGGGACCCUGGGCUGUGGAUUUAAAGUUUCUGAUUGCAGCCCUGCUCAGGCACAGCUCCCGUGGGUUCAG